This is a messenger RNA of Sus scrofa (pig), 1500 nucleotides long. RefSeq names its product growth differentiation factor 5 (gene GDF5). Lineage: Eukaryota; Metazoa; Chordata; Mammalia; Artiodactyla; Suidae. The record is from RefSeq and is marked provisional. Gene Ontology annotation, cellular component: extracellular region. Gene Ontology annotation, molecular function: growth factor activity; cytokine activity.
AUGAGACUCCCCAAACUCCUCACUUUCUUGCUUUGGCACCUGGCUUGGCUGGACCUGGAAUUCAUCUGCACUGUCUUGGGUGCCCCUGACUUGGGCCAGAGACCCCAGGGGGCCAGGCCAGGAUUGGCCAAAGCAGAAGCCAAGGAGAGGCCCCCUCUGGCCCAGAACAUCUUCAGGCCAGGGGGUCACAGCUAUGGUGGGGGGGCCACCAAUGCCAGGGCAAAGGGGGGCACCGGGCAGACAGGAGGCCUGACACAGCCCAAGAAGGAUGAACCCAAAAAGCUGCCCCCCAGAUCCGGUGGCCUUGAACCCAAGCCAGGACACCCUCCCCAGACAAGGCAGGCUGCAACGCGGACUGUGACCCCCAAAGGACAGCUUCCUGGGGGUAAGGCACCCCAAAAGGCAGGAUCUGUCCCUAGUCCCUUCCUGCUGAAGAAGGCCAGAGAGCCUGGGUCCCCUCGAGAGCCCAAGGAGCCGUUCCGCCCGCCCCCCAUCACGCCCCACGAGUACAUGCUCUCGCUGUACAGGACGCUGUCCGAUGCUGACAGGAAGGGAGGCAACAGCAGCGUGAAGUUGGAGGCUGGCCUGGCCAACACCAUCACCAGCUUUAUUGACAAAGGGCAAGAUGACCGAGGUCCUGCAGUCAGGAAGCAAAGGUACGUGUUUGACAUUAGCGCCCUGGAGAAGGAUGGGCUGCUAGCGGCCGAGCUUCGGAUCUUGCGGAAGAAGCCCUCAGACACGGCCAAGCCAGUGGCCCCCGGCAUCGGGCGGGCUGCCCAGCUGAAGCUGUCCAGCUGCCCCAGCGGCCGACAGCCGGCAGCCUUGCUGGAUGUGCGCUCUGUGCCAGGCCUGGAUGGAUCUGGCUGGGAGGUGUUCGACAUCUGGAAGCUCUUCCGAAACUUUAAGAACUCAGCCCAGCUGUGCCUGGAGCUGGAGGCCUGGGAACGGGGCCGGGCCGUGGACCUCCGUGGCCUGGGCUUUGACCGGGCUGCCCGGCAGGUCCACGAGAAGGCCCUGUUCUUGGUGUUUGGCCGCACCAAGAAACGAGACCUGUUCUUUAAUGAAAUUAAGGCCCGCUCUGGCCAGGAUGAUAAGACCGUGUAUGAGUACCUGUUCAGCCAGCGGCGAAAACGGCGGGCCCCACUAGCCACGCGCCAGGGCAAGCGGCCCAGCAAGAACCCCAAGGCCCGCUGCAGUCGGAAGGCGCUGCACGUCAACUUCAAGGACAUGGGCUGGGAUGACUGGAUUAUCGCUCCCCUUGAGUAUGAAGCCUUCCAUUGCGAGGGGCUAUGCGAGUUCCCCUUGCGCUCCCACUUGGAGCCCACGAACCAUGCGGUCAUCCAGACCCUAAUGAACUCCAUGGACCCUGAGUCCACGCCACCCACCUGCUGUGUGCCCACGCGGCUGAGCCCCAUCAGCAUCCUCUUCAUUGACUCUGCCAACAAUGUGGUCUAUAAGCAGUAUGAGGACAUGGUCGUGGAGUCUUGUGGCUGCAGGUAG